This is a messenger RNA of Oppia nitens, 864 nucleotides long. RefSeq names its product P-selectin-like. Lineage: Eukaryota; Metazoa; Arthropoda; Arachnida; Sarcoptiformes; Oppiidae. The record is from RefSeq and is a predicted model, not a curated record. The transcript has 4 exons. Bases 1 to 864 code for a protein of 287 amino acids.
AUGGCAUUUACAGUUUCAGUUAUACUAUCAUUGAUCGAUUUAAUUGUGGCCAACUGUCCAUCAUUGAGAGCACCGCCUAACGGCUAUUUGGACCGCAAUUGUGGUACACGGGUUGGCAAUACUUGUCGUAUAUAUUGCAAGAAAAACUGUCAAUUGAUUGGCGACGCCGUUCAUCAUUGUCUGUCUAAUAACACAUGGAGUGGUACUCCAACACGCUGUGUGUCUAAACAAUAUCAUCACAACCAUCACCAACGGUGCCCUUAUUUAAGUGCACCCGACAAUGGUUAUCAAGUGGGAGAGUGUCAUAAUAAAGCUGGCUGUGUCUGUGUGUUUGCCUGUAAUAACGGCUAUACACUUAUGGGCUCAUCUAAAGUGGUUUGUCAGCGCAACUGUCGUUGGUCUCCAAGACCUACCUGUGUGCUCACCACCACUACUACCCCAUGCAAGACACCAACCACUGCAACGACAACUGAAGAGCUCGACGAACAGGUCUAUUGCCCAUCACUACCGGUCCCUACAAAUGGUCUGAUAAGAGGUAGCUGUCGCAUUGCCCCUCCGGGUGCUGUUUGUAGGUUUGGUUGUAAUGCCGGAUAUCAAUUAGUAGGCGACUCGACUGCUGUUUGCAAAGCUAGUGGGAAGUGGACGUCAACAGGUGUCCACUGUAUAGCCUCUCACACUAGAUGUGCGACAUUGCAUCCACCAGAUAAUGGUGUCAUAACUGGGUAUUGUGCCCCAGGCGUAUCAGGAAAUACAUGUAAUUUUUCGUGCAAUAGUGGCUACCAAUUGAUGGGCUCAUCAUCGCUAACCUGUCAAUCAAAUGGUCAUUGGUCUGGAGGGACACCAGUUUGCAGUUCAAACAGAUAA